UAAAGGGCCCGCUUUACCUGUCGUGCGCUCAGGUCGAUGUGGAUCUGCUCGCCAGUCUUGUUUCAGUCUUUCCCGUCGCUCUAUCUAAUAUUGAGUAAACCGGAGGAUCCCUCUGAUUGGCUGCAGAGAAAGCGAGCUCUUUCCAGCCCACCCACCGCUGAUUAUAGGGACUCUUGCAGACUCUCUUCCCUUCCUUGCAUUGAGUCUGGGACCUGGCCACUGGGGCUGCACGGCACACACAGAGCGCGCAUCAUGGCAGCUACCCACAGCGACUACAGAGGCUACCUGCGGAACACCGUCGACAUCGAGGCAGGGCAGCACCGCUUCCACCCGGUGCAGAGCUCGGAGCCCACUUACCGGCCGCUCCUAUUCGGGACCCUCGCUGUUAUGGGAUUGCUUCAGGUUGCUUCCAGCGUGGCGAUCUUAUUACACCUGACAGGUUAUCUGCAAGAGGUAGAUUUGUCCACGGCCCCGCAUCGGCCCAUAGAGGAAGUACAGACGGAGCCGGUGCUGAACGCGCUGAGAGACCCGAGGAAAAAAGGACGGUGCAAAACUCCAAAAGAGAGCCUGGCAUCAGCUCAUCUACCAGUCAAAGUGCCCCAGGAGUACUCGAAGAAGGGUGAGCAGAAGGCCAUCACCAUUGACUGGAACGAGAUGCAUGGACACUGCCACAAAAUGGGCUACCAGAAGGGGAAACUGCAGGUGAUCGAGUCGGGUUUCUACUAUAUCUACGCCAAGACCUGCUUCCGCUACUACGUGCUUUUAGACGAGAGCAGCAGCCAGGCCGGGGUCACGCCGGUGGAUGUUAGCAACACCCAGCUCAUCCAGUACGUCUACCGCGAGAUCAUCAAACAGAACAGCAAGUCGGUGCUGCUGAUGAAGACGGGCAGCACCAUGCGCUGGAACAACACCAGCUAUAACAUGUACUGCGCCCAGCAGGGCCUAGGCGUCCGGCUGGAGGAGGGAGACGCCUUGUAUGUCAAUGUGUCCAAUGCUUGGAUGCUGGACCUGGAGGGAGAAGGGACGUAUUUUGGGGCCAUAAAGUUGGGUAACUGAGAAAUUAAAACACGUGGGGAGCGGACAUGCUACUGAACAUUUCAUAUGCCAAAGAACCACUGUUAUUGAUUUUUAUAAUGUUAAUAUGUUCUUUUUUUUUUUUUUUGGGUUCAUGUGUUGUUGUUUUUUUUUUUUUUUUACGUUGCUCUUCACCUAAUAGUACGGAAGUGGAUUAGGGCCACAUGUGAAAAAUGUAUUUGAGUUCUGAGUUUAAAGUCAGAAUUCUGAGAUCUGAUUUUAAUCUCAGAAUUCUUUCUACAUUUUUCACAUGUGGCCCUAAUCCACUUCCGUAGAAUGGCCUUGGAAUCCUUGAUGAGAACACAUAAUGGAGAAGGUUGUCACCUUUUUAAAAACCUUGUUUUGCCCCGCACCCCAAACAAAAUUGAGACACACAGCUCUCGACUUCAUUCAAAAUAGCACUGGAGUCUUUUUUUUUUUUUUUCCCCCAAGUGUUGGGCUUGUUAUUGUGAAUUUUCAAUCCAUUUCCGUUCGGAUAAGAACAUUUAGACUUAAGCACAGACAUGUGUUUAUGCACUAAUUAAACAAACCAUGAGGGAGCAACUUAGGAAGUAAGUUUGUUGGCAAGAGUGUGCAGCGAGAAAGGAUUUAUUAAUUUUGGAACAUUGUAGCUGACGGAGCAUCUGCUUGUACUUAGCAGAUUAUCACAGAAUAAAAAUAACACAACUCCCAGGUGUGCCUCCGAGCCACAGCAGUGAAUGCACAAAUGUUUUCCUGGAAGGUUUUGUAAGUGUGAACAAGGCAGGCAAUGAGGCGUUCUGGCAGUAAGUAGCUCAACGGUAUAAUCUGAAAUAGGCAGUUAGAUGGGCAUUUAAAUCGCCGUCCAAAUCUCUUAGGCAUCAUUUUAAAACUUCAUCCUAUGAAAGAUACGCUUUGACUCGGACACAAGACACACAGUUUAAAAAAAAAAAAAAAGGUCAUGAUGUGUAAACCGGGUAACCCCAGCCCGAUCUGCCGCCGAUUUGAUUUCGCCCUGCAGCUCAGGCUGGAAACCUGUACGUUUUAUCUAUCCUGCUUCCGUUACAAAUCUGCAGGGGCCAAUCACAAACUGGCUUAUCCACCUGGCGCGCUAUCGGCGGGUUUUAACGCGAUGCCGAUAGAGCGGCGACAGCUUUUUGUUUACGUUCAACAUGGCGGCCACCGAAGCGCAGCAACCCGUUGAUGCCACUGUCGCUGCUGUCGCUGCUGUCUGCAAAGUACAUCACCUGGAUCGUUGGUCUGAUUGGUUGAAGGACUGUCCAAUUGCGUACAGAGUCAUUUGAACUACGCCUGUUGAUCACAUCUCUUGUGCAGUAGAAAAUACAUAGCAGACUCCCCCAGACUAAUGUUCAAUCUUAAAAGAUUGAGCUUGGUCUGCUGAUAGCCAGACUACAUGAUGUGUGCUCCAAAAACUCAUUUGUUAUCCAGUUUUCUGUCUUAAUGAAAUGUAAGGGGUGGCCUUGCUUCACUGAUGGCAAUCCCAGGACAACGUCACUUCAAACUAAGGAGCAAAUGACAUCUGUUUGUCAUGUUUAUGACAAUCAACAAGCGAUGCAGAUAGCUGGACUGUCUGACCAUGAAUGACACGAAUAGACUCCUGUCUUCUUUAACCAGAGGGAACCAAAUUGACUUUGGUUCAUCUUUAACUUAAAUUUUGUUUUUCAUUUGGCUCUUCAGUGAGGCAAAUGGGAAUAUGCACUAAAUAUUUAUUUAUUAGCUAUAGAAGUACAGAGACAGGUCAUUGUUAAAGUGACCUUUUGGCUGUAAAAAAAAAAAAAAAAUCAUUUAUAUUUGAUGUCUGUAUGACAUUCAUUAUACAGCGCUUAGAGGAAAUAGUAGACACGCUUUUUGUUAUUCAAACACAGGGGCUUCAUUUUAAAAUUCCAUAUUUAUGUAUCUUGAUUUUGACAAUUCUGUGUGCACUUGCCUAGCCAAAAGCAAUAUGGAUAUAUUGUUUAUUCUACAAGAUUGUAGCAUACCUGUAAGAUCUUCAUCUGAUAGAUUUUUUUUUCUAUUCAUUUUUUUAUUUUUUAUUUAUGUUUUGUGUAUGUUUUUAAUAAUAAAAAAAAAAGUACUUUUGUAA
Molecule: messenger RNA, 3136 nt
Organism: Perca fluviatilis (European perch)
Lineage: Eukaryota; Metazoa; Chordata; Actinopteri; Perciformes; Percidae
Gene: tnfsf11
Product: TNF superfamily member 11
Exons: 4
Coding region: 37-1056 (339 amino acids)
Biological process (GO): immune response
Cellular component (GO): membrane
Molecular function (GO): tumor necrosis factor receptor binding
Source: RefSeq, a predicted model, not a curated record